AUGAGCAAAAAACUAGCCUCCCAGUCCUCAGCAAAAUCAAGAUCCCAAAUCUCCACUCCUUUAGCUCAGCGUAGCGGCUUCAACUCGCGCACAUCUUUACGCCCAGAAACCCCAGAAAUCCACUCAGAAGAACAAAUCGAAAAUUUAAAUGAAGCUCUCAAAGAAACCCAAGUAAAAGAAGCCUUCAACAGACAAAAACUUUUUCAAGUCAAGCGUGAAAACGAAGUUUUAAAAGAAGAAGUCGACAAACUUUUAGCUUAUAAAAAAAAACUAGAAAAAGCCAAAGAGCUGAACCAAAAAUUCUUCGCAAAAAAUGAGCAGGAAAUGCUAGCACUCAGAAAAAACGCAGAAGAAGCGCCUGUAUCUAAUGAUUACCACCAUUUAAAAGAGACCCUGGAAAGCUUGAAAAAGAAAGCCAAAGAUCUGCAGCAGAAACACCAAGAAGAAUUAAACUCGUAUAUACAGUCCCAGCCUAAAAUCCAGUCGAUUUUACAGACAAGUGACCCAAGUAUUGCAAAAUUAUUAGAAUUAUUGAAAGGGCAGAUUAUUAUUUACCAAGAACAGCUGUCUCAUAAAGAAAAAGCUUACUCAAGCAUGCAGAGCAGGUUUCAAAGAGAAGCGGAAAGCUUAAAUGAGCAGUGCAAAGCGAUGAAAAAAGAAAUAAACGACCAUUUUCAGCAGAGGAAAAAUGAUAUGAAACAAAUUUAUGCACAGGAAAGAAAAUUAGCGUAUUUAGAAGCAGAUAUCCAUUUAGAUGAAAAUAUAUAUAGUGCAAAAGAAGUCGCCCAUAAUGCUGCAGAACAGGUUUUAGACCAUAUUCAGCAAGCUGAUACUUCGCAAACGUUGAAUUCUUUUACGUCAAAGCUAAAACGAAAACUUAAGCCGACUUCUAAGACAAUAAACCUUUAA
Messenger RNA from Blepharisma stoltei, 909 nucleotides. The record is from the annotation of a GenBank genome assembly. Lineage: Eukaryota; Ciliophora; Heterotrichea; Heterotrichida; Blepharismidae.